ACUGCGUUUUCAUCCCUCGUUCUCCCCCCUCUCUCUCUUUUGUUCCCUUGCCCUUCUCUGUCGUCUCUGCAGACACUUGUUUGGGUUUCAAAUCCCACUUGUGGUAGAACCAUGGCCAAUAGAGUUCGUGUAGGCGGUACAAUAUUUAUGAAGGCAGUCACGUUCACCAAUGAAGACACGAGUUGACAUUGUCGAUGAUCUGCGCGGUAGAUGUUGCACUGGUUUCGUCUUCUGGUCGGAAUUGGGAUCUCUUUAGUUGACAUUCGACUGCAAUAGCGUUGACGUUACGUAGUUCUUCGUGUUCUCCUUAUUACGUAGUUGCAUCGACAGUGACCGAAAUAGCUCCGAAAUACUCAACUUUCAAUGAUGUCUUUUCAAGUGCCUCUUCAAGACACGAAUGUUAACGUGCUGAUUCCCAUGGAUUUGCAAAUGCAAUUGCAAAACCGGCAGCUACAUUUCGCGUCGCAACAGAUUGCUCAUAGGACAGAUCAUAGGACAGAUGAAAAGUCAUAUCCCACAACGUGGACACGAUCGUUGCUACCCGGAGUCAACGUAGAAUUGCAAAAUCGAACGCUUUGGGAGCAAUUUCACGCUGAAACCACGGAAAUGAUCAUUACAAAGUCGGGCCGACGCAUGUUUCCAUCGAUCCAGUUGACGGUAAACGGUUUAAACAAACAAGAUUAUUAUUACGUUGUUAUGGAGAUAGCACCGGCUUCUGAUCGCCGUCACAAAUAUUGCGGAAACAGUGGAGGUAACGAUGAAAACACGAAUAAAAGCAAUAUUGGUUGGAGCAUUGCUGGGUCGGCUGAGCCGCAGCAGCCAUUUCUUCGUAGAGUAUUUUUUCACCCCGACAAUCCUUCGACAGGCGAGCACUGGAUGCAAAACUCGAUCAACUUCAGCAAACUGAAACUCACAAACAACAUUGUCGAUCAUCGUAAUAACGUGGUAUUAACAUCAAUGCAUAAAUACGUCCCUAAAAUUUGGAUAAUUAAUUGCGCCAAUACGACAAAUCUUAUCGAUCUCUUUUCUCAUCCAACCUCAUCCUUUGUUUUCAAGGAAACUGAAUUUAUAGCUGUAACAGCAUAUCAGAACGAAAACAUCACCAAGUUGAAGAUUAACAACAAUCCAUUCGCGAAGGGAUUUCGCGAAACGGGACAAUCGCGAUGCAAGCGUAAAUAUCGUCAAAUAUCCCAUGCUAGUCAGGUGGACGAUGAAGAGGGCAAUUCUUCUUCCGAUUCAUCCGAGUCGAAUCAUAGCGCAAGUAGCUUAGAUUUAACGCAGAAAUCGAAGAGUGAAUCUAAAAAUAAAAAUUCCGAUAAUUGCGAUGAUAUCAAACCAUUGGCCGGAGAGGAAAGAUCUUUAAAACUGGAAAGCAAUAAUGAAAGCGAAGUGCCAUCUCCUUUUCAUAGGCCCUGGUUAGACACGUCAUCGAAUAAACGUAAACCAAUGGUACCGAUAUCGAUGAUGCCACCAAUACCGUCACUGCCGGUGAUCAAUAAUUUGAGAGAAACUUUUUCUGUACCUUAUUAUUUACAUAUGCCGUUCAUCGCGCAACAAAAUUUAGCGAGAUGUUAUCAAUAUGACUGUCCGAUGUUCCGGUCGAAAAGAUUAUGAUUUGUACGGACGAAUAAUUUUUCUCGCAAUAUUAUUGCGGAUGUAAAUAAUUAAAUGUAUAUAAAUAAAUAUUGAUUAAUUAAAAUUGAAAACCAAAAAUUUGUAUUUUAUUUGAAAAAUACAGAUAAAUAAAAUUAAAACGACUUCAGAUCAAUAUCCAUGGAAUAUAUGUGUCUGGAUCAAUUACAGUCAUUAUUUCGAGUUA
Camponotus floridanus (Florida carpenter ant) is the source of this 1819-nucleotide messenger RNA. RefSeq names its product T-box protein 2. The transcript has 5 exons. Lineage: Eukaryota; Metazoa; Arthropoda; Insecta; Hymenoptera; Formicidae. The coding region runs from base 364 to 1614 and encodes 416 amino acids. Gene Ontology annotation, cellular component: nucleus. Gene Ontology annotation, biological process: cell fate specification; positive regulation of DNA-templated transcription; regulation of transcription by RNA polymerase II. The record is from RefSeq and is a predicted model, not a curated record. Gene Ontology annotation, molecular function: RNA polymerase II cis-regulatory region sequence-specific DNA binding; DNA-binding transcription factor activity, RNA polymerase II-specific.